AGCGAUAGUGAAGCUAGGCCAGUUCUUGAUUCCCUGAGUGAAUAAAACCUGAGGUUGAUGAGAGGUCCAGAAGAAGUUGACUGAUACCCGUUCAGAGCACCACUCUUCAGCAACACCUCGCUGCCUUCCUCAUCGACGCUGAAAAGGCAGCUCUCAUUGAUUAGAGUGGGAGCGUUUCCUUACGGCUCGACGCAAGGCGAGUGGUGUUACAACAACUCCUUAAACAACCAGAGAGAGGGCUUGGAAGCCGAGAGGGGCAAAGCAGAGACCAUGGCCAACCCACAGCUAGAAGACCUUGUCCGUGGCUGCUACGUGGAGUUAAAAAACUCCUGUUCUACCGUCACCCUCACUAACCCACAGUUGUACAUCGAAAGAGGGCGUUGCAGUGUCCCCCUGGCCCUCAACCUGGGACCGAAAUCCAGCAGAAUGGCUACAUUCGUCAAGACCAGCGGCACGGCCACCGGCGCGGUGGGCGUCCUUACCUACGACCUGGUGAAAGCCGAAGCGCAGAGCAACGCCCGUAAUAUUCAACUGAAGCUGGCCGUCAUGUACUCUGUGCCCUUUAACCGUAACAGUUAUACAAACUGGUUUGCCAUUGGCCUCAUGAAUAGCCAAACUAAGUGCUGCCAAGAGCUCUACUCCCGUAUGUACUACAAUGAUGUAGUACAGUAUGGUGAUUUUGACCGUGCCCAAGGGGGCGGCAGCAGCCUACAAAAGGAGAGAGACCAUGUUGUGGUCCAAGCCAGCAUGUCCGACACCGGCACGGCCUUACUGAGGGUUGAAGUCACUGAAAAAUAGAGCAGGGCGGUUAAUCAAUUUUUAAUCAUAAUUUGAAUUGAUGGUCUAGGACGAUCUUUUUAAAUAAAAAUCUAUAAAAAUUAAAUAAAGAUAAAAUUGAACUUUUUUAUUUUUUAUCAAGUGCAGUGAUUUUAAUCUGGUGUUUACAGUAGCGCCACCACUUCCUUCUCUGAGGUCCCGUGGUCCAUAGUAACGCCCCCUCCUCUUUAGAAAAAGUAAAAUAUCAACAUGGCAGAAUGUGCUGAUAAAAGUGAGUAUGUAGAGAUUGCCUAAAGUCUGUGGCAACCAAACUGAAGCAUGCAGCAGAGUAGGAGAUGUGUGUUAUUUAUUUUGCUUUUGUUAAUCAUUGUUAUUCUUCAAAUACAAUCCAAACUUAUAAAACGGGUUUAGUUGGAAAAAAUCUGAGAUGUUUUAGGCCAAAUCGCCCAGCCCUAGUGACAACAAAGAGAAGAAGGAUGGCCCUGUGUGAAUACACCCUGUAGACUAAACUAUAUCAAUCAGAUGAUCGUCAUUCAUUAAAGCCUUGACCAUGAUAAUUAAGUGUUGUGUCAUUC
This is a messenger RNA of Gadus chalcogrammus (walleye pollock), 1352 nucleotides long. RefSeq names its product DELTA-thalatoxin-Avl1b-like. Gene Ontology annotation, cellular component: pore complex. Gene Ontology annotation, molecular function: channel activity. Bases 271 to 798 code for a protein of 175 amino acids. The transcript is spliced from 5 exons. NCBI's taxonomy places the organism in Eukaryota, Metazoa, Chordata, Actinopteri, Gadiformes, Gadidae. The record is from RefSeq and is a predicted model, not a curated record. Gene Ontology annotation, biological process: pore complex assembly; cytolysis in another organism; monoatomic cation transport.